Messenger RNA from Puntigrus tetrazona (Sumatra barb), 6657 nucleotides. It is a transcript of the gene grm6b, whose product is annotated as glutamate receptor, metabotropic 6b. Gene Ontology annotation, cellular component: membrane. The transcript is spliced from 11 exons. Bases 334 to 3060 code for a protein of 908 amino acids. The record is from RefSeq and is a predicted model, not a curated record. Lineage: Eukaryota; Metazoa; Chordata; Actinopteri; Cypriniformes; Cyprinidae. Gene Ontology annotation, molecular function: adenylate cyclase inhibiting G protein-coupled glutamate receptor activity. Gene Ontology annotation, biological process: G protein-coupled glutamate receptor signaling pathway; regulation of synaptic transmission, glutamatergic.
CAGAGUGAGGGGGCUUUUAAAGGAUUUGACAGUGAUUUGUAGAAUCACAGUUGUGGAAUGUUUGGGCAUUUCCACUUUUUUUUUUCUAAAGCUCUGAAUGCUUUCUAUAUCGAAACCUCGUCUUAAUCCGAAGAAUCUUUAAAUUGUCUUUGUGUGUGAGGAGACCGUGGGCAUUUUAAGAUGAGAGCUGAAGACUCGGAUGCUGGGGACGUUCACUGUCGCGCUUCGAACCCGUCAAACUUCAGCUCCAGAUGGGCGCGCACUGGCAUCAGCGGCAGUCGGAGACACAGGUAGAGAAGAAAGCAUCGUGCUGUAGUAGAACCAGCCACUCGCAUGGCAGCAAGUAUGACAUCACAGCACCACACAUCAUCACUAUGUCAUCACCGCAGGAUCAGGGGGUCGCCCGGACAACACGUGGGCUCCCUGCUUCACGUCAUGUGGAUACUGAUGAUGGGAUUUACUCCAGAAUCCUGGGCCUCCUCAGACACUCAACCUCAUUCCAUAAAGAUCGAGGGUGACAUCACUCUGGGAGGCCUUUUUCCGGUGCAUUCCAGGGGCCCCGCUGGUGUUCCAUGUGGAGAAAUUAAGAAGGAGAAGGGGAUCCAUCGUAUGGAGGCCAUGUUGUAUGCGCUAGACCAGAUCAACAGUGACCCAGACCUGCUGCCUAACAUCACUCUGGGUGCCAGGAUACUGGACACGUGCUCCAGGGAUACGUAUGCCCUGGAACAGUCCCUCACCUUUGUCCAGGCCCUCAUCCAGAAGGACAACUCAGAUGUUCGGUGUUCCAAUGGAGAACCGCCUAUCAUCCCAAAACCAGAGCGUGUGGUAGGGGUCAUCGGGGCUUCGGCCAGCUCAGUGUCCAUAAUGGUGGCCAAUGUUCUUCGGCUGUUUGCGAUACCUCAGAUCAGUUAUGCUUCAACAGCACCUGAGCUCAGUGACAACAAUCGCUAUGACUUUUUCUCCCGAGUCGUGCCGCCUGAUUCCUUCCAAGCCCAGGCGAUGGUGGACAUCGUCAAAGCCAUGGGCUGGAACUACGUUUCUACUUUGGCAUCAGAGGGGAAUUACGGAGAGAGUGGUGUAGAUGCUUUCAUCCAGAUAUCCAGGGAAGCAGGAGGUCUUUGCAUCGCACAGUCUAUUAAAAUUCCUAGGGAGCCUAGACCAGGAGAGUUUGACAAAAUCAUCAAAAGGCUAAUGGAGACAUCCAAUGCCAGAGGGGUUAUUAUCUUCGCUAAUGAAGAUGACAUCAAGCGUGUCCUGGAAGCAGCAAAAAAAGCCAAUCUUACAGGUCACUUUUUGUUUGUGGGAUCUGAUAGCUGGGGAGCAAAAAACUCACCCAUUCUAAACCUGGAAGAUGUGGCUGAGGGUGCAGUUACUAUCCUCCCCAAGCGGGCAUCCAUUGAUGGGUUUGACCAGUACUUCACAACAAGAUCGCUCGAAAACAAUAGGAGGAACAUCUGGUUCGCUGAGUUCUGGGAGGACGACUUCAAAUGCAAACUGACACGGCCUGGAAUCCGAGGCGACAGCGGGCUCAGGAAAUGCACAGGAGAGGAACGAAUCAGCCGGCAUUCAGCAUACGAGCAGGAAGGGAAGGUGCAGUUUGUGAUCGACGCCGUGUAUGCCAUGGCCCACGCACUCCACAGCAUGCACAUUGACCUCUGUCAGGGUUCGAUGGGCGUUUGCGACAAAAUGGACCCGGUUGAUGGAAGAAUGCUGCUGAGUUACAUCCGUGCCGUCAAUUUUAAUGGCAGUGCUGGGACAGGUGUGAUGUUUAAUGAAAACGGUGACGCCCCAGGACGAUACGAUAUCUUCCAGUACCAGCUUUCUAAUACCACCAACCCGGGAUAUAGAAUCAUCGGCCAGUGGACCAACCACUUACGACUCAGUGCUGAGGACAUGCAGUGGUCUGGAGGGGAUAAACUGGUUCCGGACUCGGUUUGCAGUUUUCCCUGCGAGUCUGGGGAGAGGAAGAGGAUGGUGAAGGGUGUGCCGUGCUGCUGGCACUGUGAGCUAUGUGACGGAUAUCAGUACCUCCUGGAUGAGUUCAACUGCGAUUUGUGCCCCUUUGAUAUGAGGCCCACCCCUAACCGCACGGGCUGCCGUCCCACUCCUAUCAUCAAGCUGGAGUGGAGCUCUCCGUGGGCCAUCAUCCCAGUGUUUCUGGCAGUGCUGGGCAUUCUUGCUACAUCAGGAGUCAUCAUCACCUUCAUCCGCUUCAACGACACCCCCAUAGUCCGUGCCUCGGGCCGAGAGCUCAGCUACGUUCUCCUGACGGGCAUCUUCCUCAUCUAUCUCAUUACCUUCCUCAUGAUCGCUGAGCCGAGCACAGUGGUCUGCGCAUUUCGCCGGUUGUUUUUGGGCCUGGGCAUGUGCAUCAGUUACUCUGCCAUGCUCACCAAGACCAAUCGGAUCUACAGGAUCUUUGAGCAGGGAAAGAAAUCAGUCACACCACCAAAAUUUAUCAGCCCCACAUCCCAGCUGAUAAUCACAUUUAUUUUGAUCUCAGUACAGGUCCUGGGUAUUUUCAUUUGGUUUGGAGUGGUUCCCCCUCACACGAUUGUCGAUUUUGAUGAGCUACGUCCCCCCAACCCUGAGUUUGCGCGUGGGAUCCUGAAGUGCGAUAUGUCAGAUCUGUCUCUGAUUGGCUGUCUGAGCUACAGUAUGGGGCUGAUGGUCACAUGUACAGUCUAUGCCAUUAAGAGCAGGGGGGUUCCUGAGACCUUCAAUGAGGCCAAACCCAUCGGCUUCACCAUGUACACCACCUGUAUCAUCUGGUUGGCCUUUGUGCCCAUUUUUUUUGGCACAUCACAAUCCACAGAAAAGAUGUUCAUUCAGACCACCACGCUGACCGUGUCCAUGAGUUUGAGCGCAACGGUGUCCCUGGGCAUGUUGUACAUCCCCAAAGUCUAUGUCAUCAUCUUCCACCCAGAGCAGAAUGUUCAGAAGCGCAAACGCAGCUUCAAAGCCGUGGUCCAGGCAGCCACCGUCUCCACUCAUCUCUCACAGAAAACCAGUGACAAGCAGAACGGAGAGACCAAGGUUGAACCAGAUAGAUCCCAAUAAAGACCAGGAGGUAAAAAAAACAUAUAAGGUAUAUUGAAAAUAUUAUAUGUAUAUAUAUGGGUCUUUCCACAAAAUCUGUGCCUUUUCAAAUUGGAAAACAUGUUUUAAAUAUCCAUGAAAUGAAGACAAUAACAAAAAAAAUGCAUAGUGCCAUUUCAGACUAUGUAAAUUAUUAUUUUAUGACAAUUUUUCUACCUCAUGUUUUGGUAUUUUUGUCAACCGUUAUCGACACAAGCAUUACUAGAUAAUAUAGUUCAAUUAGAACACACAUUCAAAUAUGUGCUGCAUUUUAGUAAUUUUUUAUUUGUCAUUGACCAAGAACAUCUUGAUUUUGGAAAGUGACCACAUGCCAAUAAUACAUAUUUUUACAAGAUAUAUAAAUAUUUGUCCAAAAUAAAAAAUAAAGUUACAAGAAAAAAACCUGAUCAGCUGUAUCAAUUUUUUUUAUGUAAAUUUUUAACAGGAUUGAUAUCAUAGUCACAGGACUGAAAACACGCAUGACACACUCUUUAGCACACUGCACUUAUUUGUUUACUUAAUACUGUACAGUUUUGCUAUUUUAAAUCACAUUAUUUUGUUUUGAACUUGCUUGGUACAGUUGUAUGACAAUAGCAAACAGUCAAGUGCUCAGCUUAAGUUAGUUCAGUGUUGAUGUAUCAUAUAUUACUAAGAGAUCUCAUUUUUAAGGGUAUUGUAAUUAGAUAAUGUGUCUGUUUGUCUGUUCUGUUCCUCACAGAACUUCAGAUAUACUGAUAUCUGGUUCAAUUAUUAGGAAAGGCAGAUGAUCAGAUCUUGACUUUCUUGAACAUUGCAAGACUGGGGCGACGGGCUGCAAUCAUUUUGCUGCCCUUGUUUUUUGUAUUUGAAUUUACAUGGAUGCAUAAUUGACAAUGAGUUCUGGAAAAAAAAAUGAUUUGCUGAGACUGAUCAUUCUCGUUAACAACAACAGUAAUAGUAACAAAACCAAUAGUGUUAAGUCAAUACUAAUACGUAACUCAAGCUCAUAUGUCACUGAAUGAUAUAGGCAUUAGCACAGAAUUACACCCAUGUGGCCUUUGAACAUGUUUUGUAACAGAUUCGAUGAUUUCAAACAAAUUUUGUAAUUUCUAGAUAAUAGUAAAGUUCACAAAAGCAUGUGUUGUACACGUUGAAACAUGCUAUACACUUAUGAAAGGAUUUUACUUGAAGAUAUUGAUUAUAUAUUAUAUGUAACAAAUGUAACAGUAUGGACACUGCAUGCAACACCAAUAAAAUGCAGACGUAUGGCAAAAACAAUAAAAAAAAUUCACUAUAUUUUAUACAAUAGGCAAAUGUGAUUUUUCUAUAAUUUUGCAAAUUAAAAAGUCCUACUGAAAAGAAUCAUAGUGAGGGACAGGCCAAAUCCCUUACCUUUAUCAACACAAAUGCUAUUUCAGUCGUCUAAAAUAGUUUUUAACUGACUUUUUAAUGUAAUAUCGAUGAAAGAAGACAUAUUGUUUUUUAUUCAAAUGCAAAUUUAUUUGUUGUUAUAUUAAAUCCACGUUUGACCAUUCCUUAGAGAUGCAAAAGGCACAGCUUUUGUGGAAUGACCAAUACACUGAAAAAAAAACGGUUAACCGACUGAUCUUCAAGCUAUGGCUGCAUCAAUUUAUUUUAGUUACAUUUAAAUAAACAAAUUUAGUUAACUAAUUUUUUUUUUUUACGUAGCUAAAAUAAAUUGUUUGCAAGUGCUUACCUUUAAAUAUGCGGUAUCAUUUUUUUCAGUGUAUAAAUGAAUUUUCACAUUAUUUUUGAAUAAAUAUGUUAUUUGCGUAUUAACGGAGAUAUAACAGGUGUGAUCUAUCUGCGUUCAGGUCUGUGCACAUCCUAGUGAAGUAGUCUAAGAAAUAGUCGAAGCGAACUGCUGCUUGCUAAGUCAUUCAUUUUGCUACCACUAAUGGACGAGGAUCACCAGAGGAUGUGCUGCUAAUAUCUGGAUGAGAAAACACUAAUGUAAAGGAUAAAUGAAUAGUAGUGUAUUCUCACAUCAGCUUUGAGACUGCAAGUGUCUGUUCCCUUUACUAUGUACCUUGUCGCCACAGCAUCACCAGUUUGGUCGCAAUGAUAGAUUCACGAGGAAGAAGACUGUCCAUAAAGAGUCCUUUUGGAGAAAUAAAACAAAAGAAAAUUUCGUCCACCAGCAUUUUUGAAGGGUUUGCAUCACAUGUGCCCAAUGAAAUCGGACUUAAACAUGGGCACUCAUCAGUAAGUCACAUUCGGUUUCCAGUAAGUCAUCUCCGUCCUUAUCCCCUUAUCCUAAAUACAUAUCAUAAAACAUCAAUCCAUAAGACUAUCGGAGCUACAGAGACAACGUCGGGAUCAAAUGUGUUUCGACAGCUAAAGUGAACUCUUUGCUUUUAAAAACGUGCCAUAACUAUGUUUCAAAAUAAAUGUUUUAAGUGUCUUGUGUGCAGUCCUCAUAGGCAAUAUCCUGUAUUCUUAAACAUAUUUAUUAAAAAUGAUAGGUUACCAAGAAAAAGCAACGACAAUCUGUAACGAAACAACAAAGUUUUGAUCAGAGAUGUUUUAAACAAAAUAUAUUCUGUUGAUCGGUAUUUAUUGGUUCGUUUAAAUUAAAAUCGUGACAUUUUAGAGACUGACUUUGAUAUCCUUUUAUUGUCGGAGUAGUCAGAGUAAUCUUAGUAAAGCGGGGGGAGAACUGUUCAGUCACUUGUAUCACUUCAAGAAGCAGUUAAUAUAAAAUGAUGACCAUGCAGUUACUGUAAACUCAGGUUCUAAGUUAGGCUUAGUUAGCCUUGAUGAAUUUUGUGGGUGUCUUGUUUUCGUUUAAGAGAUAUUAAGAACACUGGAAUAAAUAUGUAUCGAUUGAAUGCAUGUUGGAAAAAAUGAUUUAAUAAAAUCCUGAAAAAAGUGGAAAUGGAAGAAAGCGUGUUAUUCUGUAGAAAUCGGUGUGAUUGCAAAAGCUUCUUGUUCUCAUAGUGUUCCAGAACAAAAUUACACGCAAUGGCUGUUUUACUCUGGGUUUUUUAAUAACCUCAAUUACAAUAUGAAAGCAGCAGUUUUGAACUCAUAAUGGUGGCUUGGACCGUUUCUAAGCAAUUUUUGGCAAAUAAAAGAGAGAAAAAUGCUUUCUAUAGAUAUUAAAUGUAAUGAUAGAAAAUUGUUUGUGUUACAGUUUGACUGCUGUAUGAUUUUUCCAGUUCUUUUGCUAGUUUGCUGUGUGGGUGUGUAGAAAUAGCUGAAAUAAUGUGGCAUAGUAACAAUGUGGUCAACAAAUACUCGAACCAAUCAGAAAACCAGCCGGUGAAUGAAAACUCACACUCCUGUUCCUCUAAACCUGUAUUUUUUUUUUCAGUUGAACACAAAAAAAUGAAUUUGUAUAACUGGGUGGCUACCAUUAAUUGUUUAGCUAUUAAAAUUCUUCAAAUUAUGAAUGUUUAGCGUAAAAAAAGAAACUCGUAAUGUUUUGGCACAGCAUAAGUCUGAGUAAAUUAUUGUAUUUGAUGAAUUUUAAUUGUGUGGUGAACUAUUCCUUUAACUGUCAUAUAAAUAAUACCCUUAAACAUUUUUAAAUAGUUAAAUAUAAAUAAUAGAAUAAUAGAAAAACGUGUUACAUAG